AUGGAAUCCAGUUUUGUUCCUCAGGCACCAGUAGCAUCCACCACCACCAAUAAUAAUACAAAUGUCCCAGGCGUCACGACGCCUGGUAUAAUACAGACACAGGAUACAACGAACCUGCCCGUACCGCCCCCAGUAGAGGCGACGGCGGAGGAACAACGUCAAUAUAAGAUACAAUUACUUCUACAUAUAAAUAGCGUGCUAUUACUUCGUGUAAUACACAUGAGUAACGCAGCAACAACAAACGGGAACAACAAUCCUAAGUACCCAGAACAAUUGCAAGCAUUCAUAUCACACUAUUUAAAAAGAGUACAUGCUAAUCUUCAGUGCAUAUCCCAGAUAAAUCAAGGUGUCACCAAGACAAGACCGUUAAUAUUUGAUGCUCCCCCCACAACGGGACCCCCGCAGGCGCAACAGCAGGACAUCCUCUUGAAACUGUAUCUCCUAAUGAACAGAGUGUUUGAAAUAUGGUGA
This is a messenger RNA of Naumovozyma castellii, 471 nucleotides long. It is a transcript of the gene SNF11, whose product is annotated as Snf11p. The transcript has a single exon. Bases 1 to 471 code for a protein of 156 amino acids. The record is from RefSeq and is a predicted model, not a curated record. Lineage: Eukaryota; Fungi; Ascomycota; Saccharomycetes; Saccharomycetales; Saccharomycetaceae.